Molecule: messenger RNA, 1071 nt
Organism: Fomitopsis serialis
Lineage: Eukaryota; Fungi; Basidiomycota; Agaricomycetes; Polyporales; Fomitopsidaceae
Exons: 5
Coding region: 18-968 (316 amino acids)
Source: RefSeq, a predicted model, not a curated record
GCUCUUGUCCCACCAUCAUGAAAAUUGUGUUCGCUUCAGCGUGGUUCGCGUUCCUCACCACGGUUCUGUUGACGGCUUUUGUCAGCCCAGAGCCAGUCUCAGCGUCAACCACAGCCAACUUUGCAAAGAGUAUCUUCCGUGAACUCAAAGAUGCCGUACACAAAGCGCAAGAUGUCAUAAAUGAUGUCGUGCUUGACUCCUUUGGCCCUUUGACCCCGAAUCGAUUCUGGCAAGACGCACUGUCGCUUGGUCGGCGCGGCCAGGAUUACGCAGGUUUCUUGAUCCACGAGGCUGCACAGAAGGAGGACCCGACUACUGCUGCUCGACUUUACGAUAUUCAAAGCACGAUGGAAGUUAUUGUCCAUGACACAGGCGACCUGAAAGAGCUGAUCAUCGCACAAGUCCCCGAUGAAUCGUUCGAUAAUGUCCGGCGCGGUAUAGAGAAGACCCUGGCGAACAUCUUGGAGGAUCUGAAAGACCGGUUCCCUCCGCCUGAUCAUGCGCUGAGCCACGCAGAGCGGGAGGGCAAUGUGACACUGGUCGUCAACAUCAUAGAGGAGUCCCUCAUCAAGUUUGGCGUGGAACACGGGAUAUCGGAGGAGCAACUCAAGAUGCGUCUUGCCCCAAUUAUGAAGCACGUCGAAGACGUCGUCGUUGCCAUCGGUGAUCUGGCGGAACAACACCCGUACUUGCUCAAGACUUUGCUCGUCUCUGGUGUCAUGAUCAUCAUCCCCGAAGCCUGGUUCCUUCGCCCAUUGCUCCGAUUCUUCGGCUUCGCUCCUAAAGGUCCUGCCAAAGGUGGUUCCUUGGCGACCUGGACCCAGCGCACAUUCUAUGGCGGAACCGUCACAAAGGGGAGCUGGUUCUCGUAUCUGCACCGCGCAGCUUUCGGUCGCUGGGAGCAUUCGACCGAGACCAUAUAUCACUGCGGACCAACCGGACUCUGCGAAGCGAUUACAUGGCCCUAAGAAGAGCGUGUAUAUCAGUAAGCCGUCGAGUGAGAACCCCUACCACGGGAAUUAGAGUCUUAGUGUAUGGCGCGAUUUCCGAAUCUAAUAUGUCAUGUUCAGA